This is a messenger RNA of Pelagomonas calceolata, 3988 nucleotides long. Lineage: Eukaryota; Pelagophyceae; Pelagomonadales; Pelagomonadaceae. The record is from the annotation of a GenBank genome assembly.
GCCAAGGCAGGCAUCGCCAUAGCAGCGUCUGCGAGGACACUGAAAGUGUGGUUGCUGCAAGAAGGCGCAUUUGUGCUGCAAUAAGGCGUGGUGCACGAAUCGCGAUCAAUAGCUUGCGCUCACGGCAGAGCAAAGCUAAAGCGAUAAUAGCAGCACCUCCACUCUCCGGGAGGACAGGCGACGCCGCGAGCCGGCGAGACGCAAGAAAGUCGCUGCCAGUGGUGCGAUACCGAAACGCGUCAUGGCGGUAGCUCUGGGACAGAACGACCAGCAGCUCGGCGAGAUACUAGCAGCUUUAACCGCGCCGGACACGACGCGCAUCAAGCAGGCCGAGGACGCCCUGAAGCCGGUGCUGAAACGACCUGAAUCUGUGGGGCUAUUGACGACGCAGGUGUCGCGUUCCGAGAAUCCGGCCGUCCGCCAGAUCGCAGCGGUAAUUUUACGCAAAAAAAUCGGCAAGCUCUGGAAGAAGGUCAAGAAGAACGCUCGUGAAAGGACCAAAGGUCUAUUGCUUGAAAGAUUGGCGUCGGAGCCGGAAAGGGCUGUUCGGAAGUCCGUUGCUGCCUUAGCGUCUGCUCUUGCUAAGAUAUUACUCCCUUCCAACAAGUGGCCCGAGCUCCUCCAGUUCAUCUCGCAGUGCGCCACGCAUGCGGACUGGAACCAUCGGGAGCUGGCGUACAUCUUGCUGGUGCAGCUGUCGGAAACCGUAGCAACCGCGCUAGCCCCGGAACUGCCAAGACUAGCGGGUUUGUUCCAAACUGCCUUGCAAGACCAGGAACGACCGGUCGCCGUCGCCGCUCUGAGAGCGUGCUGUGCAUUUGUGCAGACCCUCUCGACGGACGACGAGGCGCUCCUCUUCCGAGACCUCGUGCCUCCGAUGGUGGCCGUAGCACGCCAAGCCGCUUUAGCCAAGGACGACAACGUCCUGAGGCAGUUCUUCGACUGUUUCAGCGAGUUAGCGCAGACGCCGGUGCCCGUGUUAACCCCGCACAUUACGACCGUCGUGUCUCUGUCGCUGGAGGUGAUGAAAGCCUCAGAUGAUGACCUCGAACGAACCACAAGGGACGGCGCCGCCAGUGUGGUGGGCUGCAUCGCCGAGUGGAAGCCCAAGCUGUUAGGAAAAGCUAAUCUGGUGACACCAGUGGUUCAUGCGUGCUGCGAGAUCAUGGUUAGGGCGGAUGCUUCGGCCAAGUCCGGCGGGGGUGCCGGGGCGUUGUUCGUCUCCACACCUUUGCAGCGCCUGAGACAGGAGGAGAAAGCACUAGCGCAGGCAGCUAGGGUCGCCCAAGGGCUCGUCGGUGGCGACGAUGACGAUAGCGACGACGAGGCGUAUGAAGGCCCUUCGUCCCAAGAGUUAGCUCAAACUACUCUAGAUCAGAUCGCUUUGCACGUGCCCCACAAGUGGUCCCUCGAGCCGUCACUGGGUUUGGCUUUCCAAUGCCUUGACGCGCCAGACGACAGUACGCGGCGGGCGGGCGCUGCGGCGGUGGGCGUCGUGGCGGAGGGGUUCCAGGACCCGCUCCGGGAGCACCACCUUGGUAGCGUGUUGGCGAAGUUGGCCCAAGCUGCUCAAAAAGCGACGGACGCGCCUACCAGAGAGUGCCUCUGCUUCGCCUACGGCCAAUUAGCCGAGCACUGCCAGCCCGAGAUCAUCGGCCAUUCCAACGCCGUGAUUCCGGUCGUCUUCGAGUUCCUGAACGACCAGCGGGCCGCUGUUGUUGGGACUGCUUGUUAUGUGCUGGAAACUUUUUGCGAGAGCAUGGACUCGGACCAGUUGCAGCCCUUGUUGGAACCGCUCAUGUGUAGACUCGUGCCUCUGUUGGACCAUCGCUUGUUAGGGAUCCGGGAGAUGGCGGCCGCGGCGGUCGGUUCCGCGGCCGUCGCGGCGUCGGACAAGUUCGGCCCUUACUUGGAGGGCACGGCGCCGCGACUAGCCGCCAUGGUCGAGCUCGGGGAAGAGCGGGCCUGGGAGCUGCGCGGCCGGUCGCUAGAAGCGCUAGGCCACGUGGCAUUAGCCGUCGGGAAUGGAAAAUUUGCGCCGUAUAGAGAUACGGCUUUAAGGGCAGCCGCCGCAAACUUGGAAUUAGAUUCUACCGAAUUAGCCGAAUACUCCUACGGCUUCUUCGCGAACUGCGCCAAGGUCAUGCGGAGCGAUUUCGGACCCCUUUUGCCGCAGCUCGUGCCGCAUCUCCUAGAUGUCGCCGCGAGGAAGGACGCGGCGUCGUUCGAUUUCGCGGAAGACGACGACGAGGAGGGCGGCGGCUUCAAUGCGGCCUUCUUAGAUGAGGGCGACGACGGGGAUCAAUGGGAGGACGACGAGGGCGAGGAAUCGGACGACGAUUCGCUCGCGGGCCAGGCCGUCGUGACCGUCCGGACGGCGAUGAUGAACGUGAAGCGCGCGUCCAUUGUUGCCUUAGGUAACCUCGCCGAGUACACGGAGGGCUUAUUCGCGCCUCAUUUAGACUCAGCUCUCCAGUGCCUCAAGGUGCUAGUAGAUUAUUUCCAUCACGAGAUUCGGGAACGCGCGGCGAUCGCCCUGCAGCAACUCGUGCACGGUGCGUGUCUCGCGCACGGGGGACCCGCAAGGGAUCCCUCAUAUGCGGCGCCGCCGAACGACGAGAAGGAGCCCAAAGCAAUAAACUGGACGAAAGGGUCCGACGAGCCGGUGCUCCCUCCCCAGCUCGCGGUUUACGUCCAGGACUGCGUCGGGCUACUCCUACGACUCAUAGCGGAGGACACGGCCAAGAGCGUCGCUGCCGUCGCUUGUGAAUCGUUGAAUGAAUUGAUACAGGACGCGGGGCCGUCCUCCUUCAUGAGUAGACUACCACAGUUACUAGAAGCAUUAAUACUCUUGGCGAACGGCAAGGCGCCCUGCCAAACUUUAUUAGGGGACGACGACGACCACGACGAGGACGACGACGACGACCAUGAUAACGUCCUGAUGGACAACGUCGCGGACCUGUGUGGCGGCGUCGCGAAGGUCGCCGGUGCGCGCUUAGGCACCGAGGCGACGGACGCCAUGUUUAGAGCGUUCGCGCGGUAUGCGCAGCCUUCGCGCUCAGCGAGUGAUCGGGCCAUGGCCCUGGGCUGCUUCGCCGAGCUCUGUGUGGAAUUACCGCCGGAGCUGGCCGCGGACCGGCAUUUUGGCACGUUACAACCGUUGUUUGCGUCGGCUUGUGGAGAUCAGCAUGCGAACGUCGCGAGGAAUGCGGCGUUUGGCCUCGGAGCGCUGUGUGAAAGAGCCCCAGCGAACGCGAAGCCUCAUCUCCAGGGCGCGUUGCACGCGCUGUUCCCACUCGUGCAAAGGGCGGACAAUUCAAAGGCGGAACGCCAGGCCCAGGACGCCGCGGCCUCGGACAACGCGCUGGCGUCCAUGUUCCGCGUUUGUGCUGCGGAUGUUCAAAGUGCGCCCGUCGACCAGGUCCUCGGGCUCGUGCUACCUCGGUUACCUCUGCAGGAGGACGCCGGGGAAAAUUCUACGUGUGCUCAGUUCUUCAUCGACCUGGCCGUCCAGGGCCACCCGGCGAUCCAGGCGCACGCCGCUUCCAUCCGGACGGCUCUACAGAAAAUGCUUUCGGAGGAGAAGCUCGACGACGCGGCCGUCGCGGAACAAGCUCGGGGGUUGCUUGGGCGGCUGGGGGGGUAAGGUUCUAGGGUUAUUAACCUAGCGGCCUGUGAGACACUAGCAAGCUGGGUUCACCAUCCAAGCCGCGACGACGCAGUUCUGGAGGAACCGACGGGGCGGCAAUUACUGUCAAGUUAAUAUUUGUGACGCCAGAUUGGUCGAACGGCUUGCCUGGCCGCGUCGCAGCUCUGAGGAGAAAACAAGUAAGCAGGCCAGGUCUCGUGCGGCGCCGCCGCGUCGUCAAUUGAGGGGGUUUGCCCCGCGCGGAGCCGCCCGGGCUCGAAAAUCAUUGAGGGCACGAACCGCGACGGCAGUGAUUCACGCAGGCACAGGAAGACUCGCACGCAUACGAAGCUUAAAGAG